Molecule: messenger RNA, 3348 nt
Organism: Darwinula stevensoni
Lineage: Eukaryota; Metazoa; Arthropoda; Ostracoda; Podocopida; Darwinulidae
Source: the annotation of a GenBank genome assembly
AUGCAGUGUCAGCCGUUGGAGCUGGCAUGCCUGGGCAGGCCCUUCCAGUUGGGGUCUCUGUACGACCGGAGAACCGACAGCCUUGUGCCUGGCAUCACCCUGUGGAAUCAGAAAACUUUAGGGGAAAACCUCAAAGUAUCUCCCCAAGAAUCCUAUUAUUUGGAGAUCAUAGCUGAGGAUAAUAUUUCGGUUAAGACUUCUGCCAUGGAUAUAGACGCCGGUCUCAAACUCAGUUUCCUGAGUGGCCUCAUCACCGUCUCAGGUACGUCAAGUAAUAAAAAUCUCUACCUCAUUCUAUGGCUUCAGAGUGGCUCAGGGAAGUACCUUCACGACAGGAAGUCCUCUUCUCAGCAAGCCCGUAUAACUCUUCAAUAUAAGUCCACCAGCCGAUAUGAGUCUUUGACCAUGGAACAAUUGAGAACGGAAGGAAUAGACCACCCAGAUGUAUUCAACAAGGACAUAGCUACCCAUGUCGUCACUGGGAUUCAGUAUGGAGCCGAUGCUUUCUUCGUCUUUGAUAGACAGAUCACCUUUGAAGAGAAAGUUCUUCGCCUUAAGGUAUAUGAAGAACUCCCAACGCUCUCCGGCAAAGGCAGUCUACCAAAACGGAUAUAUCUCUUUCCACUUCAUAAGCUGGACAACAGAGCUGCAAAAUUGAUUCGGGAAAUUAACACUGGAAUUAUCCAAGAUGUGGAAGAGAUUCUAGAAUCCUUGCAUGUCAUGAAAGUUAAGGCGAACGAUUUGGCGAAAUCCAAAGUGUGCGAUUACUUCUCGGGUAUCCAUUCUCAGUUGGAUGUAUUCCGUUCACACCUGGACAGAUUCAAGGCAAAUUUCCAAGAGAGCAUCAUUCCAAUGCUAAAAUCAGUUCGCAGUUCCAGCUCCGAAGAAACUUCCCUCUCCCAUCUCAUCCAGCAAAAGCUAGCCUCUCCUUUCAAUCAGGAGAAACUCUCCUCCUGGCUGACAGGAAAAGAGAAGGAGAUAAGCAUCCUGGAACGGUACCUAGAAUUCUUCAAGGAAGUCACCUAUGCCUUUUCCCCUGGUGAAUUUUGUACCGCUGUCAACGACCUGAGGAUGAAUGCCCUCUGUUUCAUCUUCCAAGUUGUUCCCAAAACAGAUUCAGUUUUGGAAAUGAUGUCCGAAUAUUUGAAGCGAAAGGACAUCGGCAGCUCCUGUUUGGAAAAGGGAAUCCCCAAAAAUUGGUAUGAGGAUAGAAAAACCGUGCAAGCAUUGCAAGGAGCCUCCUGCAAUUUUUUAGCUUUUUUCAAUGCUAACAAGUCUCAGAAUCACUUGAAAUUCGUGGUGACCGAGGAAAGUCUUGGAAAUAAGUCUCACGACAUCAUUCUUUAUGAAGGAGGGGUUCCAACACCUUUCGUUCCACCAGGGAAGCCGCAAGGCCUAAAGGUUCUGGCUGUUAAACACGAUACCUUGAAACUUUCAUGGGAACCGCCCACUUAUGGAAUGGAAUCAGUGGAAGCAUACUUGGUGUCCUUUAGACCAUUCGGGUGUCAAGAGAAAUGGCAUGGGAACAAGGUAAAUGAGAAGAAAGAAGAUGCCCUAAUCACUGGCCUCACUCCCAAAACAAAGUACGAGUGGAAGGUUCGAAGCAUUUGCUCAGUUGGUGAGAGCGAGGACAGUGAAACGAAUGGGCCAAUCGAGACGGAAAAUGUCCAACCAAUUCGGCUGGCUGAGAAGCUUCUCCAACAAUCCGAGCUCAUUGAAGGUAAUCAAGACCCGGAUCAUUUGCGAGAUGGAGAAACAUCUACAUCUGGCGACCCACUAGAAACUGUGGCACUCUACAAGCUGCCUUUGAGAGAGAUCAAGGAUCAGGCAACAAACAAGUUGAUGAAGUAUGAGGUUGGCGAACGCGUCUUCCCACCGAAGCCUGAGAAGACAAUUCUGGUAGUUGGUGCAACUGGAUCAGGGAAGAGCACUCUGGUUAAUUCCAUGGUAAACUAUCUAUAUGGGGUGAAAUGGACCGAUAAUUUCCGCUUCAAAAUCAUUAUGGAAGAGGAGGACAAAAACAGGACCCAUAGCCAGACGAAGAACAUUACAGCAUAUACACUCAACUGGCAAGACGGCUUCAAAUUAUCAUACACGUUAACUAUCAUUGACACACCCGGAUUUGGGGAUACGUCUGGAAUUAUGGCCGACAAGGAAAUUGUUCGCCAGAUGGAGGAAUUCUUUAACAGGAGAGGUUCUCAUAGCAGCGAGCAAGUGGAAGCUGUUGGAUUUGUCCUCCGGGCAUCUGAAUCACGGCUGACACACACUCAGAAAUACAUAUUUGAUUCCAUCCAGGCUAUUUUUGGAAAGGAUGUUGCGGCCACCUUCCAGUUGAUGCUGACUUUCGCUGACGGCAAUCGCUCACCUGCUUUGGAUGUCGCAAAGGAGGCGAAUAUUCCCCAUGCGUCAGUAUACAAGUUCAACAAUUCAGCAGUCUUUGCUAUCAAAGAUAAAGAAAAUGAUCCAUUUAAUGAGUUGAUGUGGCAGAUGGGCAUGAAAAGCUUCACGUCCUUCUUCAAAAAGUUCGCACUGGCAAAACCAGUGAGUCUGCACCUGACGAGAGAAGUGCUAGAGGAGAGGGGCAAAUUAGAACUAAUCAUCAACGGACUUCAACCCCAAAUUACUGCUGGUUUAUCAAAGCUGGAGGAGCUACGACAAGAGAACGAUGUUCUGGAGAAAAUUGAAGAUGAAGUAGAUGCCAGCAAGAAUUUUAAGUACAAAAUCAAGGAGAUGCGUCUGCAGAAAAUCCCCAUGGAGAAGGGUGUAUUUUUGACCAAUUGCCUGAUAUGCAAUUAUACAUGCCAUUUGCCAUGCGGGAUUGCUCAAAACGAUAAGAAGCACAAAUGCUCAGUGAUGAAGAAAGGCUUUUGCAAAAUUUGCCCUAAAAAAUGCGAAUGGAGAGAACACAAAAAUAACCCGUACAAAUUCGACCUGCAGGAAGUGGAAGUGGAGAAAACAUCCAAGGAUCUUCAGAAACGCUACGAGGAUGGCAUAAAAGGAAAGAUAACAGUCAAGCAAAUCAUCGAGAAGCUUAAGGAAAAUUUUCGAAUAGCAGAGCGUCAAGUGUGCCAAAUGAUUAUCGAGGCUCAUGAGUCUCUGCAGAAGCUGGAGAAGAUCGCCUUGAAACCCAACCCCUUGUCGGCGUUGGAAUAUUACGACUUGCUCAUAGAAUCGGAGAUGCAGCAAAAUAAGCCAGGAUACGCUGAGAGAGUAAAAAUGCUUCAAGAAGAAAGGGGACAAUUCGAGUACUUCUUGCAAAUCCACAACGGACUUGACCCAUUCGGAGAACACAGGAACGCAGGGCUGGCGCCUAAGGAACCCUAUUUUGAACUUUGGAAUAGCUCAUAA